Pantherophis guttatus is the source of this 14618-nucleotide messenger RNA. RefSeq names its product gigaxonin (gene GAN). Lineage: Eukaryota; Metazoa; Chordata; Lepidosauria; Squamata; Colubridae. The record is from RefSeq and is a predicted model, not a curated record. Gene Ontology annotation, molecular function: protein binding. Gene Ontology annotation, biological process: cytoskeleton organization.
GGCGUUGAAGAAGUGAGGGCGAGUCGAGGCGAAGGCGCAAAGCGCGCGGUGGGGGGGUCGAAGCCGCCGCCGCCAUGUCGAGCGGGGCUCCGGGCAGCUCCGUCUCCGACCCGCAGCACGCGGCGCGGCUGCUGAGGGCGCUGAGCUCCUUCCGUCAGGAGGGCCGCUUCUGCGACGCCAACCUGGUGCUGGACGGGCAGGAGAUCCCGGUGCAGACCAACAUCCUGGCCGCCGCCAGCCCCUACGUCAGAACAAAACUGAACUAUAACUCUCCCAAGGAUGAUGGAUCCGUGUAUAAAAUUGAACUUGAAGGGAUAUCUGUGGAUACCAUGAAAGAGAUUCUGGACUACAUCUUCAGUGGCCAGAUCAAGCUAAGCGAAGAAACCAUCCAGGAUGUGGUACAAGCUGCUGACCUGUUGCUGCUUACGGACCUGAAAAAGCUCUGUUGUGAGUUUCUGGAGGGUUGCAUUGCUGCUGAGAACUGUAUUGGCAUUCGGGACUUUGCACUACACUACUGUCUCCUCCACGUUCACUACCUGGCCUCAGAGUAUCUUGAAACACACUUCCGGGAUGUCAGCAGCACAGAAGAAUUCCUAGAACUCAGUCCUCAAAGACUAAAAGAAGUCCUCUCCUUGGAGAAGUUAAACGUCGGGGAUGAAAAACAUAUUUUUGAAGCGGUCAUUCGGUGGAUUUCCCACGAUCCCGAAUUAAGAAAGGUUCAUAUGAAGGAUGUUAUGUCAGCUGUGUGGGUCACUGGAUUGGACUCUACCUACUUGCGUGAACAAAUGAUGAACGAGCCAUUGGUUCGGGAGAUUGUCAAAGAAUGUAACAACAUUCCACUCACUCCCCCCCAGCAAGAAGAGGCGAUGCUGGCUUCUUUUAAACCCCGGGGAUACUCUGAGUGUAUCGUGACUGUCGGGGGUGAAGAAAGAGUCUCCAGGAAGCCCUCAGCUGCAGUGCGAUGCAUGUGCCCUUUGUACGAUCGUCACAGACAAUUGUGGAUAGAGCUAGCUCCUAUGAGUACCGCCAGGAUAAACCACAGUGUGCUUUCUGCAGAGGGGUUCCUGUUUGUCCUGGGAGGUCAAGAUGAAAAUAAAGCCACGCUAAAUUCGGGCGAAAAGUACGAUCCAGAUACAAAUACGUGGAGCCCCUUGCCACCGAUGACUGAGGCCCGGCACAAUUUUGGUCUGGUCGAGAUUGAUGGGGUGCUGUACGUUUUGGGAGGCGAGGAUGGAGAACAGGUGCUCACUUCCAUGGAGUCCUAUGACAUUUACAAUAGGACAUGGACAAAGCAACCAGAUUUAACCAUGAUUAGGAAGAUUGGUUGCUACGCAGCUAUGAAGAAGAAGAUCUAUGCAAUGGGCGGUGGUUCCUAUGGAAAGCUCUUUGAGUCUGUGGAAUGUUACGACCCGAGGACUCAGCAGUGGACGGCCAUCUGCCCACUGAAAGAGAGGAGGUUUGGGGCCGUGGCGUGUGGCGUGGCUUCAGAGCUCUACGUCUUCGGCGGUGUGAGAAGCCGCGACGACAAUCAAACCAGUGAGAUGGUGACGUGCAAAUCAGAAUUCUACCACGAUGAAUUCAAAAGAUGGAUCUAUCUGAGUGAUCAGAAUUUAUGCAUCCCAGCCAGUUCCUCGUUUGUGUACGGAGCUGUGCCCAUUGGGGCCAGCAUAUAUGUGAUCGGGGAUCUGGAUACAGGUACCAGUUACGAUUACGUUCGGGAAUUCCGAAGAAGCACCGGAACGUGGCACCCGACGAAACCACUCUUCCCGUCCUACCUUCGCCACACCGGAUGCGCUGCUUUGCGCAUCGCCAACUGCAAACUCUUCCGCCUCCAACUCCAGCAGGGGCUGCUCCUCUCCCUCCGCGCCCGCGUCCCUUCUCCUUGACCGUCCUUCACGCAGCGGCCCGGCAAGAGCGUCCGGGGAAAGCUGAUAAAACCCGCUUUAUGUAAACGGAGAAGCCAACAACGUCCUGCAAGCAGACAUUUAAACCGUAUACUCGGCUUUUUGGUAUGAUAACCAUUCUAACUUUCCUUUCGUUGCUCAAAACGCUUAAGCCUCGGCCUGUCUCUGGAGGGGCUCACGGGAGAAAAAUGGAAGAGGUCCCGUUACUUACACGUGUUAAGCCACGCGGCUGGAGGCCGUCCCUUGGUUUCCAACGAAGAACAAUAGUGUCAAAAGAAAACUUACGGAAAAAUGGAGCAGCAUCUGCAGGAUGUGUUUUCACCAAGGGGGAAUGGUUGUGAGUAACAAUGUUGUGGUGAGCUGGGGAAGCCCGGCUGGCAGGCGAUAUACUGAAUGAAAAUCAAUUUCUCUCUCUCUCUCCUCUCUCUCCUCUCUCUCUCUCUCUCUCAUGCCAAAAGAGACUUUUUUUUUUAAGAUCCACUGGGAGGAAGAGAAAAAUGGGCAGGUGAAUUUUUAUUUUCACAGCUUUCUUUGCAAUUGGGAGGCCUCUGCCCGGAAUGACACGUAAAGCCAUCUUUCACACUUUUUUUUAUUCCUAGGAAAUUUUUUUUUUUAAACGAAAUGGACUAAUCUCUAAAACCAAGCUCAGCAUUGUGCCGUUAAAAAAAAAAAAGGGAACUAAAUAUGAUUACAUACUGUAGGUCUUUUAUUAUUUGUGGUUCACCUUAAAGGUAUUUUGGACUUCAGGAACGGAUCUCAAUGAAUGAGAUGGGUGAGAAUGAAUGUCAGAAGUGCCAUACAUUAUUAUGAACGGGGCAGGUAGCACAUAUUUGGGGUAGGAGUGGGGUGGGGGGGGGCAGAAGAGCAAUUAAUACAAGGAGAAUAUUUCCAAACAUGAUGAAUUAAAAAAUGCAAGUUUUCAGGAGUAAAAAAAAUAUAUUCCUAAACGGUUGUAUUACGGAUGAAAGGUUCAGAAGAUAACUUUUUUCUUUUUUUAAUCUUCUUGUAAAGUGGGAGAAGGGGCGGUGAAAUUAUUAAUACAUUUCAGACACUGUCUGGAGAAUUAUAUGGGGGGAAUCCAACGUUUGGUGUAAAAAUUACCUCUUUCUCAGAACAUUGUGCUGAAUAUUGUUGAUACUUAUUACAGUGAAGGUUUUAUUUUUAUUUUCCGUUUUAUAAGUUUAUUUUUUUUGAUCAUAAAUAUUAAUAUUUAAUUAGACUAUAGAUAAUUUGCUAGUCACAAUACUGUUUUACCUUUCUACUUAAGCGUUAUUUUGUUACACCUUGUUAAUGAAGCUCUAUAAACGAAAAGCAAAAAAAAAAAAAAGAAGAGGUCACACCGUUGAAAUAUUCCAUGUUCUUGCGCUGCAGAUUCUGGAAAUGGCACUGUUCCAACAAUGGUGUUGUUUUCCAUUGUAUGUGUGUGCCCAGUAAUGCAUAUUAUUGGGCCAGAUGUUUACAGUAACGUGAAUCCAAUGGAAUUUAUGUGGAUGUCUUGGAGCACAUCUCAGGGCUGCCAGGUGUUCCUGGAAUACAACUCCCAUCAUCCUUCGUGCCCUCGAAGGUUGGGGCUUCAGCGUUUGUGGAUCCAGAAUGCAAAGACCCCCAUUCCUUCUGGAGGAGGAAUAUAGGCCUCCAGAUUUGUGGGCCUUUCUCCACCUGAUCUUAGAAAGUCCAUAUUUUGACAGGAAGGCUGUCAUCGGUACACAAACAGUAAGACUACAACAUCUGGGGUUAAAGAGCAAAUCCUAAGCACAUUUUAAAAGUUUUGUUUCUGUUGCGAGUAAAGAUCUGCUAUGCAUUCCUUCGUAGAUCUACUCACAGAUCUACAACGAUCCAAUUGUUGAGGGCUUGUUUUCACAUCAGAAGCACAGGCUUACCGCAUUUCUCCGCGUGUUAGCCAGAUCUUGUUCUUCUUUCAAAAAGACAAACUCGUGCAAACAUUUAGAUAAAAGAUACACAUUUAGGUCACAGUGGCUGCAAAUAUGGUUCCCCAAGUUUUGCUUUUUUUCGAUGUCGGAAGUAUUUUGGAAGGUUUGAGUAGCUGCUCCACCUUCUUCUACAGCAGGGGAGUCCAACUUUGGCAACUUUUAAGACUUGUGCUGGGGAAUUCUGGGAGUUGAAGCCCACGAGUCUUAAAAGUUGCCAAGGUUGGACUCCUUAUCCUCAAGUCUUCUAAUGGUUCUCUGUGUCUUAGUGGAAUAGGGGUCCUUUUCUUCAGCUAUUUCUCCUCCUUACAAUCCCCAGCCACUUUACCUGGCAAUUUAAUGCAAAGGACAUUCUUCAAAGCUUCCCUUGAGAUGCUUCUGGCUCUCUUGAUCUAAACUAGGGAUCAACACUCAAAGAACCACAAAGGUCCUAACCGGAAGCCUCCCGUUCAUUUCUGGAGCAGACUAGCAGUCCGGUUCCCCCACCAUAGAGUCUCCUCCCAGCGCGGUGUUCUUUUUCCUCUACCUGUCCUAACCGAAAACCCUAUCAAUUGUGGAGCUGACUAGAAAACCCGCCCCUUGCCAUAGAGUCUCCUCCUGGCGUGCCAUGCUUUUCCUCUCCCUAAAGGGAAGCUCCUCUCAAAAUUGUGGUGCCAACUGGCGAGAGGGAGCCGCAACAGAAGAGCCACAUGCGGCUCCAGAGCCAUGGGUUGCCAACCCCUGCUCUAAACAAUUGAAGUAAGCAAUACACCAAUCAAGGAAGUGCCACAUAAAUCAACAGUAAACAGCCCAGCCAAAGAACCCCUGAGGUCACCCUCACCAAGACUUGACAGGGUAAGCCACCAGAAUAUAAUCUGAGAGAGGCCAUCACUCCCUACUAGCACUGAUGAUAUUACUUAGUUGGGCCAUGAAAUGUCUGCAAGAAAACAGCCAAGCUCAGAGAGCAUCAAGGACCCCUCCUUUCCACCCUGAGCUACACAAAUAUUCUCUUUUUAUCUCUUGACCUUCUAAUAUCCAAAACAUAGAGAAUCAUCCAGUUGGAUCUUCGUUCAUUGUCUUUCUUUGGGAUUCCCUCCAGUAUGAUUCCAUUCCGAUGGGAGCAAAAUAAGAACAACAGAUUGGAAAGCAUAAAAGGAAGAAGAAAAGGAGAAGCAUUUGUCACCUGCUUAGUUUGCAGAAAUGAGCUGAAUAGAAUUGAAUAGAAACAGAAUAGAAUAGAAUUCUUUAUUGGCCAAGUGUGAUUGGACACACAAGGAAUUUGCCUUGGUGCAUACGCUCUCGGUGUACAUAAAAGAUACAUUCGUCAAGAAAUGUUGGUGCUCAUCCAUUCGGUGUUCGGUUUCUCCUUUUUAUUGGCAGUUUCUCUUUUUGGAUGGGAAAUGUGUGUUUUCAAGUCUGCCUUUUUUGAGUUAAUUUUUUGGGGGGGUUAAUUGUCUCCCCUCCAUUGGAAGCCCCCAGCAAGAGCAGAUGGAGAAGCUAGCUUUAUAUUAUUAUUCCUUUGACUCAAAGCUCUCUUCUCUUUUCCCCAUGCAAGCUCUCUCCUGGUUCUUGCAAGUGAUUGUUGCCCAGGUGUACCUAUAAAAACAAGACUUUGAACUGAAUGAUGUCAGGAAGGGUCUUUUCUUGCUUUCCUUGAGAAUUCAAAGAGGUCGGAGUUCAUUUCGUUUCAAACUAUUAAAUGCGAGUGCCUCGCUAAUUGAACAAGUAUAGUAAGGAGCUGUUGUGGUCCGCCCGCCACCUGCGGAGCUGGCAGCGGAGUCGGACAGUGAUGAGGCUGAGGAAGAACAUGGGCCAGUCCUGGAGGCUGGGGAAGGCCUGGAUGAGGGCUCUGCGUCGGAGGCAGAGAUAGGGCCAGGGCCACUGAGGAGUGAUGCGCGGACUUCGGAGCCUCCAGAGGCUGAUAGUAGAGAGGGAGAGGAACAGGAGGAGCCUGUUCCUAAUGCACGUAUGAGAAGAGCCGCCAGAAGGCAGGAGCAGCUAAAGCAGAGAGGACGACUCAGGAGUAAGGUCAAGAGAUGAUUGGCCCCUCCCAUAAGGCUUAAAAGACCAGCAACGGCUCUUGGCCUCUUUGCCGGAAAACGACAUUGAGAGAUUUGCUUCUUGUUUCACUGUAUUCAUUUCUUGUCGGCGUCUUCUGCUUCUGAACUUUUGCCAAGAAAAGUCUUUGGCAGUUUGCCUAAUUAUCCCAAGGUCAGUGAUAAAGUGAGGAAUGGUGUUUUGAAGAAUUUGCUUUAAUUUACUUUGGACUACGCUGAGAAUGAGUUAAUUCUCAGCUGUUCUAAUAAAGUCUGUUUGUUUUCGAACUGUUUGUAUUUACUACUAACUACUUGGGCCUGGGUCACAACAGGAGCUUUGCAAUUUGCUGAGUGUUUUCCUUUCUUUUUCUCUUAAAAGCCAGCUUUUGAGUUCUUUGCACGGGAGGUAAUUUACGAUGCUUAAGAUGCAGUAAAAACAACUUAAUAAUAGCGCUGCAUUUAAGGGGUACAGAGGGCUGUUUGGGCAAAGUUAAAAUACGUAUUUUAACUUUGCCCAAAUUGGUUCCUUUUCUAGGAGCUAAAAGUCUUUUCACAGGGAACAUUCUGUCGGACAGAUACGUUCAGUUAGUCUGAUUCAUUUGCUGGCCUUGGCUAACAUUGCCAUUCAUAGAGAAAGUUUUUGCCAUGAUUCAGAGUGACUCCCAUCAAUCUGUAGGGUUAUUUUCCUGACUUGUGGUCUUGGAGCCAAAUUAGAUAUUGGUCAAUCUUGAGUCUCAAAAUCAAGUUGCUGUUGUCUCACCUUUAUAUAGCAGGGUUACAAGGAUGACUUAAAGCUGGGGUCUCCAACCUUGGCAACUUUUAAGACUUAUGGACUUCAACUCCCAAAAGCUGGCUGAGGAAUUCUGGGAGUUGAAGUCCAUAAGUCUUAAAAGUUGCCAAGGUUGGAGACCCCUGAUUUAAAGGGAAGAGAUCCUCCCCUCACCCCCAAUCAGUUCUGUAUCUGCAUUUCUGCUGGGGAGAAGUAAUUUAAGCAGAAAGUUUUCUCCCCGAUGCUACUUUAUAAAUUUGUUUGCUGUGUUUAGUUUGACUCUUUGAAAGUCCUGUGGGGUUUUUUUUUUGGUUUUGUUCUGUUUUUUUUUUUAAAAUAAUAAUAAUUCCCACACCCUGAACUUUUGCAAGUACUGUAGUCCUAUGCCUAGGCUACCGCUAGUAGAUUGGAGAGCAGCUGUUCAUAUUUUAUUUCAGAGUGUGUUGCAAUUCACAUAUUUGACCACACAAGUCACACCUAUUUGUCCACCUUUGGCAAACUGUUUUUUAAAGAGUUUGGAAAGAUUAACAAGGCAUAUUUGAACCUGGCUCUCAAAGUGUCCGGUUUACGAUAGUCAAACAUUAAUUUCGUUUUUAAAAACGAGCAUUUAAUGGUGGUGAAAAACGCCUUCAUAUUCUGGUUGUGUUUUCCUCUCUGGAUGAUUAAAACGGCAUCCCUAGAUUUCUUUUCUGUAAUGUAUCUUCUCUCUUCCAUAGUUACCUCAGUAGUUUUCAAAAUCACAGAGCUGGUGUUUGUCACGCCUAAGGCACUUUACAAUAACAGAAAACUUGCAGUGAGUGCCAGCUUUUUCAACACAGGUGCUGCUGAACUCAUCAAAGUGCAGGGCUAUUACAAUAUUGAAGUCUACUGUAAAACUGCUUAAACGAUAGCUGCACGUACGUUCUUCUCGUUUUGUCUUAAUUCUGAGUCUAAAAUCGCCUUGGACAACAUCACUACCUGGGCAGUCCUGUCCCCUUGUUAUAACAGUGCCAUCCUUGGAAAUGAAUGAUGAGUUUAAACUGUCCCCCUUUUUAUUUCAACAGGCUCUUAGGGCAAAGUCAACGGCAGAGGGUUUAGGAAAGAUUGCAUCCACGCCUGCUCUUAGAAUUGCUUCUGUUCAGGGCAGGACAACCUAUACUUGCAAUGAGUAAAUGGGCUGGGCUGGUUCUUAGGAGCUGUGUGUAGUUCCUGUUGCAGAUGGUGGCAGCCCAGAAUGACCCAACUCUCAAUAUGCAUUGCUUGUUGCAUUAAUCGAUUUUAUUUGAUUAAUAGAUGUCUCAGUCUCUGGCUGAGAAACUCUUUAGGUCUGGGUUGUCUCUAAGGAUACCAAAUUUGGAGAUCAAAUGCAGUUGGUAUGUUAUAACCCGCCUGUAUCUUUUAUUAGUUUCCCUUUUUGGAUAGCCAUUUGUCUGAAGUGGUGUAGGGUUUCCUGCCUAAGCAGGGGAUUGGACUAGAAGACCUCCAAGGUCCCUUCCAACUCUUCUCUUCUCUUCUCUUCUCUUCUCUUCUCUUCUCUUCUCUUCUCCUCUCCUCUCCUCUCCUCUCCUCUACUCUACUCUACUCUACUCUACUCUACUCUACUCUACUCUAUUCUUUCUCUGUUUUCACCACACUUUCAAAGGUUUACAGCUAAAACUACAUUUUUCUGAUGUUUCUGCAGUACUCUUUGUAUAGAUUUGCAACAAUAUCCCCCUUCCUACCUGUGGAAGGAUAGCUUUAAAGGCACAUCUGUUGAACCACCACUGGGCAGAUUUCCCUUACUUCGUUCCGUCAUUCUGGUUUAAAAUCUGAAUGUAUCAAGUUCUGUUCUCAGUAAGGUCAGGAACAUAUGUACUGUAUUCUGAAUGUGAAACUGACAAAACCAACAUAACGUUACUGUCUUUCUCUUUGUUUUUCCUAAGUGAUUCAUUUUAGUAGCCGUUAGUUUACUGUUUAUUUCUAAUUCAGCACCUAGACUUGCGUUCUUCAUAAUUUCAGCUCAUUGAAACAGCUCUAUGAGCUACCAGGUUCUGCUACUGUAGAAUAAGCUUGAAAUUUCUUUGAAGUCAGGUUUUUUGUUGUUGUUCUAAGUCUAGUCACUGUAUGAUCAAGAAUAUAAGUAUUGAACCUGCUAGUAUUAACUAAACCACCCAAGUGCCUAAUAUGAGUUCAAUAGAAAGGAGGUUCCCCAAGUCAGUGGAGAUAAAAACGUCUUCAUUGAGCUGAAUAUAAUCAGAUUAAGUAAAUGUAUUAGAAAUUAUUUUUAAUCCUUAAAUGUUCCAUAUUUAUCAUUGCCACCUGCUGCCUAUUAGGUCAGAGAGGAUUGUCUGCCAACUAAAACGAAAUACAGUAAAAAGUUUGUAGAGAAAGUAGGGAAACAAGAAAUUGGACUAUUGACUAUUAUUUUAAUUUGUCCCUGGUCAGCUGGAUGCUAACUCCUGCCCUGCAGUCUUUAACGUAUAACCCUUUUAGAGAAAGAAAAUCACACAUUACAUGAUCCGUUGAUUUGAAACUGGUAGAUUAUAAAUGUAAAACAGAGCUUCUAUGUUUAUGUUCUCACUAAAGGUUCACCGCUCGCUCUAAGAAAAUAUUUUGCUUUUAAAUAUUUACAAGUUAUAAGUUAGAAUAAGUAUCGGUCAACUCUACCACUUGUAAUAUGACUAAUGAUGUUGUAACUAUGCUGUAAGCCCGGGGACAUAGAUUGAACCGUAGCUGAAAACCGUGUUGUAAAGAAUGACAUCUUGACAAAACCAGUUCUCUUUGGAAUUUAAAUUUUCCAACAAGUCCAAAGAACCUAAUUAGUCACUAAAGUAACUUUUAGCCAAUAGAAAAACAAAAUAUACCAACCCACUGACCCAGAGUGUUUGGUCUUAGCUAUAACAAUAUCAAUGGCCUGUAAGUUUUUUUUUCCUUGAAUUUGAAUAGUUAACUGUGGCAAAAAAAAAACCCUCCCCAAAAUAGCCUGCAAAUUAAAGAGGAAAUUUCCAGCCAUUUGCUUUUCAGGAAAAGAAGAAUAAUCGGCAUAAAUGCAAAAGCUAAACUUUGCUCACUGCGUUUAGUAUAAUUAUUGCGUAUUUUUGUUCGGCUUGACGCCAGGAGCCCUGACCAUGGUGAUUCAUGUCGUCGUUAAGCAAAUCUGGCUUCCCCCAUUGACAUUGCUUGUCGGAAGGGCCCCCCCUUUCCCCCCCGGGAAGGGCGUAAAAUGGAAGUCAUGGGGACACCCCCCCCCAGGACACUGAUGCAUGCUGGUGCCCCAAAUUUUGAUCACCUGAUGGUGAGGGUCAACUGUAAGUCACUCUUUUCAGCACCCUCCUAACUUCGAAUGGUCAUUAAGUGAAUAGGAAGUUGAGGAUUUACUUACCUGUAUUUAUCCUUUAGAUCUGGGCUCCCAGUAGGCCCGCUAGCAGAAAGGCCAUCAGAAGGGGUUGCCUUUUGUUCGUUGGGCAACCUCUCGUUUGCUCCCUCUUCCCUUCCUUUUCAUCAGAACCUCAGCACUUUUCAGAUUCCUAAUUGCUCAAUUCUGAUUUCUACUCCGGGGGGGGGGUUGGGUUGGAUGUGGUGGCUCAGUGGCUAAGACGCCGAGCUUAUCAAUCGAAAGGUCAGCAGUUCGAAUCCGUAAUGCUGCAUAAUGGGGUGAGCUUGUCCCAGCUUCUGCCAACCUAGCAGUUCGGAAGCACGUAAAGAAUGCAAGUAGAAAAAUAGGGACCACAUUUGGUGGGAAGGGAACAGCGUUCCAUGCACCUUUGGCGUUGAGUCAUGCCGGCCAUGUGACCACAGAGACAUCUUCGGACAGCACUGGCUCUUCAGCUUUGAAAUGGAGAUGAGCACCGCCCCCUAGAGUCAGGAACAACUAGCACAUAUGUGCAAGGGGAACCUUUACCCCGGGGGAGGCGGGGAGAGAGGCUUUAUGGUAAAUUCAACUCAAUAUGCCUCCUUUCCCCCCUGUUUUUAUCAGAACCAUCUACAGGCAAAGCGAUUUCAAGAAUAUGUACUUCCGCAACAAAGAAGUGAGUCAAUGAUUGAUGCCUUUUUGCAGCUUCCUAGGCAAAAUCAUGUUUGCCUCCACAACUAUGCAACCAUGGACAGACAGGGUGCUUCUUUGGGAAAGGCCUACCUAGGAGAGAGGGCAGAAUCUCUUGGACUCUCUCUUGAUUCCUUACCCUAGUUGACCAACUCUCUAUGCAUAUACGAAAGCAGUGGGUGGUGCUUGAAUCGUUCCGUUUAUUUCUUGCUGCUUAUUGUCAAAACUCCAGCAUCUGAUCAAAAGGUCCAGUCUUCAAAGGGAGUUAAUUUUGAUUUAUUGAGGCUGAAGGUCUCCAAACAUGGCAACUUUUAAGACUUUUGUGGGUUUCAAUUCCCAGAAUUCCUCAGCCAGCCGUGAAUUCUGGGAGCUGAAGUCCACAAGUCUUUAAAAGUUGCCAGGUUUGGAGAGCCCUGGUUUAGGCCAUCAUGAGCUAAAAGGUUUACAGCUAGAAAGAAAGAAAAAAGAGGCAGGCUAGCUACUUUUUUUCUGCGUGCAAAAGGUUCUGGUCGGCUUGCUUGCACCAUAACUUUUGGGUCAGUCUUCCACGCUUGUUGGUCAUGUUAACUGGUUUUUCCCACGUAGCAACGGUGAGAUUCAUUUAAUUCUUUCUUAAAUUAAAAACUGCAUCUGGAGAAUGCAUCUGUACGCGUCUGUGAUUUGUCCACAUAAAUGGAAGGGUGCUGUUAUUAUGGCUACACUGCUUUUAAUGGGGCUCAAAUACAUCUGAUCUUAAUUGUGUUCACAGGCAUCUUUAGGAAAGCUCAAGGUAAAACUCAUUGUUUUGUUUUGUUUUUAAAUUCAACGCGAAAUGAAUUCAGGGUAUAAAUUUUAAGCAUUGUAUCGACUUGUUGAGGUGUAGCCAGACCAGAAGGUGUAAUUCAGAUGUUUCUUAUACUUCCAACAUAGCCACAGUGUUUUUAUUAAUAGAAUCACACGUUUAUUUAAAGAAACAUACCUUUUUAAUACUUUUCUCCGAGGGGCCUUUUCUAAAGGAAGCACAGAAUAUCGAUUAGCAUGGUGGAAGCAGAGGGUUUUGUACUACAGCGUUUAUAUAUGUGUUUUUCAAAAAAAAAAAUCAAUCAUGCUUUUUGGCUAGGCCCAUGCAGGUAUAAUGGGCCAAAAAAAAAAAAAAAAGGGAAAACACAAUUAUUUUCCAACACUAUAUGCUUUGCCUGGAUCUCUGCCUGUUGGGGUCGAGCCCUUUACUCAUCCGUUCUGGAGAGUUAAUAGCAUCAGACUUCUUUAAAAGUGAACAGCUAAUGUGAGAUGUUUUUCCCCAUUGGGAAAGAGAGAUUCAUGGCCAUCUACAAAAGUAAGCAAUUAUUACUGUUCUAUCUCUGACUCAUCUUCACCGGAAAUUACACUUUCCACCCAUUGGAAGUUUUACAGUUGAACUGCUGAAUUUCAGAAUACUUACUGUAUUUCUCUUGUUCGUGUAGUAGUAGCAGCAGCAGCAGAAGUAUAUGUUGUUCUAAUUGUUACCUUAAGGGUUAACAUUAAAUAUCCUGAGUCAUUAAUAACAUGGGAAUCAGAAACAGAAUCAGAAAUAGUACACCAAGUGUUAAAAAAAUAAUAAUAAUCCCACUUACACUGUACAUAUCAUCAGUUGAUUUGUGCACAGUUUAAGUGAGCUUGUGAAUUCCACUAGGUUACUGAAAUUGCAAGCCAGAUAAUCGGAAGAUUAACAUAGGAAUCAGAUCAAAAGGUGAUUUUGAAACACACCAUGCAAAUUUACCUGAAAUUAAUUAUACAGUGCCAUGAGAGAGUUCACAAUAUCAAGACCCGUAGAUUGCCAAUAAUAAAAUACCCUUAUAUUCACAGUCUUCUGUAAAACAUAUGGGAUAUGCUAAGUUGUACUAACUAGACCUCCAAAAUCGCUUUUGCAUUAUAAACUCGGUCAACCGGAUUUGUUCAGAUGUCAUAUUUUACCUUAAGAGAGCUCAACAUGUACUGUUUUGUUAUUUUGGGGGAUUAAUUUUUAUCUACUCAUUUUAAUGUGGUGAGGUAUACCCCGAGUCAGUUGGAAUCAGGCAGCCUCCAAAAUCAAAUAAAUGAAAUAAACCGAUCCGUCUCCAUCCUUCUAAACCCAUUUAUAACAUCAAACAGAUGUCGCCCAAACAUCAAUCCAAGCUAACUCCUAACCAUGUCAGCAGGAAAUUGUGUUACUUGAAGCGAAUCCUGAGGUGGAAGGUCUAAUCUGUCUAUUUUGACUAUCCGCACUUUCCUAAGAUUCAGGUUGAAGCUUCCCCCAAAUUUUCCAGUCUUUCAUUUUUAAAUUAAAGGUAUCCAAGAUUAUACCUAGUGUUGGAUUUGGGGAACAUCUGUACACAAAAACCAUGUGGAAAAAAAAACAUUUCAUCAAACCUGUUGGUAGAAAGCUGCAGUGUUGUUUCCUUUUUCUAUUUAUUGUUUAUCCUUUGCACUUUAAGUGUCAAUACAUGCUGUUGUAUAUUUGGUUUUUUUCUCCCCAUUCCUAGAGUAUUUCCUACCUAGGUGAUUGCUCCGUCAAUCCUCCAUGUGUUUUUUGUGUUACAGAAACGGAGAUCUCUUUGACUGACAUAUAUGGCAUCUGAACAAAUUUAAUACUUGAUGUACAGUAUAUUUGUUUUUCUGUGUCCUAGCUUUAAGAGAUCCCAGAUCUCUUCCUAGUUUGCAUAGAUUUUGAUUUGAGGAGCAGUUAAGGAGCUUGUUUGAUUGCCCUGCAUGCUAAUGUCUGUGGUUGUAUUUGAAGAAGAAGAAAAAAGUGCAAUUUGAGUAGCACUUUGUGAUGAAUGAGUGAAAACUGGGCUUUGCAAUAAAACAGAUGAUAUUAAUAUGUGUUAAGUUGUGUUCUCAGUGCUCUUUGUAUUUCUUUUCCAAGUGUUUAAUAGUGGUUGUUAAUUUAAAAAGGGGGCAAACUCUGAGAAAUCCCAUUGGGUUUUUAUUUAUUUAUUAUUCAUUGGGCAAGCAAUGGUCAAAGCAGCCUCUAUGGACAUGUAGACCGUAAUAAAUCUUUAAGGGCUGUCAAUUGCAUGAUUGGCAGCACAGAGGAAAUGGCCUGAUACCAUCUUUUGGCUUCUCAGAGUGAACUGUCUUCAGCCACAUAUAUGCUUUCUUUCAUUUCACUUUAAAACAAAACAAAACGAAGCUGCAAAACAAACAGAUAAGCGAAUCGGUCCAAGAAUUUGGAGUGGGAGUGAGAAAUUCUGUACUUUAACCGCAUUGAAAUCUCCCCGUUGUGAGAAUUGCUAAAGAGAAGAAGUUUCGGUUUUAGAUACCUUCCACUGGCAUCUCCACAUCUUCGUACCCUCUCCAGAUGUCUCCGCACUCCAAAGAUUUGAGUCAGUCUUCACUCCUAGAAGAGCAUAAGAACUCCUGCGUCCAAAUCGGAGCAUUCCAACCGUCAGACCACUUUUACGUGACUUUAUAAUGCUUUAGGAUAAUUUCACAUGCCUUAAGCCUGCCUGCCUGUUCCUUUUCGUGGAAAACGUUGCUUAAACGGGCAGUUUAAGAACUCCUCUUUUUUUCCUUCUCUCUCUCUCUCUUUCUCUCUCUCUCUCCCUGGUGUACUUUUGAAGUUUACAUGUUACAAAACGGAGUACGGAAACGGUUCUUGGAUUUAAGCGGUACUUUGUUUACAUGUUCGAUAUAAUGUUGGGGUACAUAAAAAGGGUGUUUGUGUUUGUUUUAAUUUAAAGCACAUGGAUUGUGCCCUACGGGCUUUUUGUGGCCACAGUGCAAAACUCUGGCAAAACACUGUAUUAAGGGUAACCGAAAGCCUGUGGCCUUUUUUUUUUAUUUUAUUUUUUAAAUGUAGUUUGAAUUGACCGGGUUUUUAUAAAACGUAAGGCAAAGUCUUGUAUUUUGGUCUGAACUGUGUGCUGUCGUUUUACUUUGCAUUGUAUGUAUCAGAGGUUUCUUAAAAACUUGAACUCUUUUAUAGAAGGAUGCAAACCAAAACUGAACUAUCUUACAGAUGGUUAAUAAACUAACCAAAUAAACACUUUAUGGUUGCAUACA